Messenger RNA from Notechis scutatus (mainland tiger snake), 3720 nucleotides. RefSeq names its product filamin A interacting protein 1 like (gene FILIP1L). The record is from RefSeq and is a predicted model, not a curated record. Lineage: Eukaryota; Metazoa; Chordata; Lepidosauria; Squamata; Elapidae.
GCUCACAUCCCUAAUGCCUAAGAGAAACAAAAUCUGAACACUACUGAGCAAUAAUUAAAUCAAGAACUCUUCAGUGCAUUUGCUGAAGAUUAAAAAAGCUUCUUGAACAAGAUGCAAUUUAUCAAGCAAAAAGAGAAAAAGAGAACUGCAAGAAAAUAAGCAAACUGAAGGAAGAGCUAACAAAACUGAAAUCAUUCACUUUAAUGCUAGUAGAUGAGCAACAACGUUUAACAGAAGAACUGAGUCAGCAAACUGAACAAAUUCAAGAUUUAACCACCUCUGCAGAACAAGCACAUGAAAAAAUAUCCAUUGCAGAAUCAAAAGCCCAAGAACAGGAGCAGAAAGCUCUCAGGUUGGAAGGAGAACUUCAAACACAAAUCAGAACAACUUCCCAAGAACAGGAAGCUACAAUGGCCAAAUUAACCAAUGAAGAGAGCCAAAAUCGUCAGCUCCGCUUAAAAUUAACAGUUCUUAGUCGACAGGUUGAUGAGCUUGAAGAAACUAACAAGUCUUUAAGAAAGGCAGAAGAAGAACUGCAAGAACUAAGAGAGAAAAUCCACAGAGGGGAAUGUGGAAACUCUACCCUCAUCUCUGAAGUGGAGGUACUCCGGAAAAGAAUCCUAGAGAUGGAAGGAAAAGAUGAGGAACUAAUAAAAUUGGAAGAGCAAUGUAGAGAGCUUCAUAAGAGACUAGAAAAAGAAACCACACAAAGUAAAAAUUUUAAAGUAGAAGUUGAUAAACUCAAUAAGAGAAUUAUGGAUCUUGAGAAACUGGAGGAUGCUUUCACCAAGAGCAAUCAGGAAUGUUCCUCUUUAAAAUGUAAUCUAGAAAAAGAAAAAACAUUAACAAAGCAACUGUCACUGGAUCUUGAUGGCCUAAAAGCUCGCAUAGCAGACCUUGAAACCACUGAGAAUAAAUUAGAAAAAACAGAGUUCAUGCUUAAGGAAGAUCUGUCUAAAUUGAAAUCAUUAACUGUAAUGCUUGUAGACGAAAGGAAAACAAUGAAUGAAAAAAUAAAACAAAUGGAAGAAAAGGUACAGACUGCAAAUUUACAGCUGCAGUUGGAACAAAAAAAAGUUAUGUCAGUCACAGAAAAAUUAAUUGAAGAGAGUAAGAAAGCACUAAAAUUUAAAAAUGAUGCUGAAGAAAAAAUGACCAACCUUACAAGGGAGAGAGAUGAAUUGAAAAACAAACUGAAAAUAGAGGAAGAGAAGGGAAACGAUCUCUCCUCUAAAAUGAAUUUGCUAAGAAAAAAGCUUCAGUCCUUGGAAACUAUAGAAAAAGAAUUUCUUAAAAAUAAACUUAAAGAGACAAAACCUAACCCAGCUUUCCAGCAAGAAAACAACAAGAUUAAAGAACUAGUUCAAGAAAUUGAAAAGCUGAAACAUAAACUGAAAGAAAUGAAGGCCAUAGAAGAUGAUCUCAUGAAAACUGAAGAUGAAUUUGAAUCUUUAGAACGCAAAUAUGUUAACGAACAAGACAAAACCAGAUUUUUAUCAAAGGAACUUGAGACAGUGAAGAGAGAACUGGCACGCUAUAAGUUAGCAGAAAAGACAGAAUGCAACCACGAGCAGAGACUAUUCAGAAAACUCAAGGAAGAAACAGCCAAGUCAGGUCAUCUUUCAAGGGAAGUAGAUGCAUUGAAAGAGAAAAUUCAUGAAUAUAUGGCAACAGAAGAUCUAAUAUGUCAUUUAAGAGAAGACCAGAGAAUCUUGCAAAAGAAACUUACUCAACAAGAAAAUAAAAACAAAGAAUUAGACAGAGAAAUGGAAACUCUUAAGAAAGAAUUGGAGAGAUAUAGGCGUUUCAGUAAGAGCCUGCGACCAAGUCUCAAUGGAAGGAGAAUCUCUGACUUGCAAGUUGCCUCCAAGGAAGUACAAACAGAGCCAGUUCACAAUGAACUACCUGAUUACAAGAGUCUAGUUCCUUUGGAACGAGCUGUCAUAAAUGGACAUUUAUAUGAAGAGAGUGAUAAUGAAGAUGAUAAUGAUGAUGAAUCAAUGACAUCUUUCAGUGAUUCUUCCAUUACAAAUGUAGCAAAUAACAGCAAACUUUGGAUCCCUUGGAUGAAAUCCAAAGAAAGCCACAUUCAAAAUGGAAGAAUUUAUGCCAAGCAGAAUGGGAAUUGUAUUCAGCCUGGAAACUUAGUUUUAAGCCAAACACCAGGCCAGCCUCUUCAUAUAAAGGUCACUCCUGAUCAUGAGCAAAAUACAGCCAUGCUUGAAAUAACAAGCCCAAUUUCAGUGAAUUCCCACUCUUUUACUAGUACAGCUGUGAUACCCAAUUCUGGCACAUCAAAGCAAAGGAUAACUAUAAUUCAAAAUGAGUCUUUAAUUCCUAUAAAAUCUAAGUUACCUGAUGUCUACCCAGCUCAAGAGCAAACCAUGUCACCUCUUACUAUGACCACUUUUGCUAGAUCUCAAGUACCUGAAUCACGUGGUUCUGUAAUCUCUGAAAGAACAAUAUCUCCUUUGGCUUUGACAGGUAGAAGUUCCCCUGAGCAGUUACUUUCACCGGUGUCCUUGGAAAUGACUGACAAGCAUACUGUCUUCAAAGUAUCCCCCGAAAGGCAAUCAUCUGUGCAGUUUCAAAGAUCCAACAGUUCUAAUUCUAAUGUAAUAACUACUGAAGAUAAUAAAAUACACAUUCAUUUAGGAAAUCCUUACGCACAAACUAUUUCUAAUUCUAUAAAAAACAAUAGUUCUUGCACUCCUGAGCAAGACAACAGAACUCCAAAUGGAACACCAAGUAAAUCUGUCAACAAAAUUACCAGCAGCAUCACUAUUACACCAACUGCAACAAGUCUUCCCCGACAAUCACAAAUUACAAUUGCUGAUGUUUUCCGUCAAGCAAUUCCUAUUAGAAAUCCUAAAUCAAAAACCAUCAGUACAACAGUGCUACCAGUGAAAAUACCUUCUGGACAAUAGAAGAAACCAACUUAAGAUACUAAAGAUGAGACAUCAGACAUCACCAAAUAUAUUUCCAAUGUUGCUACUCAAAAUGUCAGGAAGACAUAAGACUGCUGAUGUGUGAGAUAAUCAUCACUUAACUCAUAAGUAGAAAUGAUUUUGCACACCAAUACAGCAAAAAAGAUUGAUGUUGACACUGGAAUUAAAAAGCAUUGAGACUUUCUUAUAACCAGAAAUCUACUAUUCAGUAUAAUCUUGCCCCAUUUUCCUAAUGUCAAAACAACAGCAAAACUGGACAGAGCAUAAUGAAGAGACUUUAAAAAUACAGCCACCACUCUGCUAUUAUUUUCUCCCAAUUUCCCAGUGCAGUAUUAAGGGCAAUUGUAUUCUUGAUUCACAACUCAAUCAACCUUAAAGAGACAAAGAGUUCUUUAAGGACUAAGGACAAGGAAUCAGAUAGAAAACAAAGUAUGCCAACCCUAGAAAAACAAGUGUUUUUAUCCUCAGCAGAAAAAAAAAAGCAGUGCUAUCAUGGCACUAUAAAAUUAUCACAGGAUGAUAAAAUGUCACCAGUCCCACUUCAGCUCCAACAGAAAACAAGAGGAAGAAAUCCUACAUAUUGCAUAAGCAUAUGAAGAAAUGGAUUACUGUCACCAAAUGUGCUUUUGAUGUGUUUUUCAAAAUUGAGAUGCUGUGAAUUUUGCUUGUCACAUGCAUUUUUACAUCAAUAUUUCUGACAUAAUAUGGUAAAUGAAAAACUAUUUUUAAAAUUGGAUUCUUUUAAAAUUAUUAGACCUGUAUGGAAUGUAGA